GUUACCGUCGAAAUAGCAGCGAUGCAGCGGCAGGCGAAAUUUGUUGAAUGCUGGCUCGUGGCAGCAUGAACGCCGUUUGCUGCUUCGACAUUUUGUUUCGCAGGACGAUCUGUGCGACGGUGGCGUGACGCUUGACUGGUAUAGCAGUUCGGGAAAUUGAGAAUCAUGUUCACAGCAGUGUUUGCGGCUGCCUGCUGGCUAAGCGUCUCAGCAGAAACAGUGGAGAUGUCGACCCAUGUAUCGCCCACCCAGGUGACAUCGCAACAGCAUGCCACCACCACUGCAGCGUCAGCUGGAAAUAACGUGACCCGUAAAAGCAACACGACCAUGUUGUUCAACAUCGCAGGCAUGGAACAAGCGAACGGAGUUGUUCUGCGCGCUUUCUACGUGAUCGUUGGCGUGAUGAUGAUCAUCCUUGUGUAUUUCGUCGUUCGAAUUGUGAGGUCAAGGUACAGGCGAAGUAAAACACGGAGGUACGGCAUCAUAGCCAGCCACAGCGCUGAGCUGGAAAUGCAGCCACUGGACCGUGCAGACGAUGAAGAGGAGGAAACAACCCUUUUCGAGGCGAACAAGCGCUGAGCUUUGCAGCUGGAAUGUGGCCAAUGUGUCGUGCGUGCCUGCACUGUUGCAUCUUCCCUUUUGAACAGCUGGCAGGUGGUUCUAAGGUGCUCUUCAGGUGCUUGCCUGGUUUACCAUCUAGUCUUCACACGCCUGUGGUUUCUUUACUACGAGUGUAUGACACUUGUAACACUGCUUUUGUUUUCUCUCUGAAAGGACGUGCAGAGCAUCCUUUGUGUGAUUUUACUAUUGUUCCUUUUUUUUUCUUCACUUAGGCUGAAGUGAAGAUGGCCAAGAAAAGAUAACAUUGCUUUGGACAGACCAUACUUCAGGUUUAUAAAUGUGCAGUCAUAUCAGUAGUUACCUUUGAGGCACACUGAACAGUCUUGUAUGACUGACAUUCUUUUAGAGCAGAUGACACUUUUUUCUGCCUUUUCUCAUCACCCUCCUUCAAACAUCUGUGACACUUUGACCUUGGGUGAAGUGCUGCGUGAUUGCACAUCAUGCGUGCUGAGGGGUGAAUAAUCAGCGGCUGGUAAUAUAGGAUGCUUAUGAUCUUAAGUAUUGUGUUUUUUCCAUAGGUGCUCACUUUUGUCAACUGAGAAAGGUGCAUAUCCUGCAAGAAACUUAGCCUUCUGAGGAGCACUGAGUCAUUGGGUUUAAUGGGUCACUAUUAUGCUUUGCCACUGCAGCAGAUUUGCAUUGUCAGCCAGCUCGUUUGUACAUUCUAGCAUCUUUGCCAUCUGUGUUUAUUAAAGGACAGUCAUGUUUCAAGUUUUGUUUUGUAGGAGUGUAGUUGUGAGCUUGUUGCUCCUUUAAAACUUGAGCUUCAAAUGCUGCCUGGAAAAAGCACUGCAGUGACUCUUAAAAAUCUCUUGCAUUCCUUAGAAACAUGCAGUGUUGUAAGUUUUACGGUGUGACCACAAUUAAGAAUGUGAACCCUGUUUACGAAGUUUUUGUCUUUACAAGUUGCUACAGAGCCCAAAUAAGUGAACAAACGGAACCAUUUAAAACUUUACUGAUUACUGUUUAUUACGUGCCGUGUCUGUAGAAUGUAUAAAGGAGCCGCUUCAUAUCAUAUUAAAUACAGUCAUUGGCUCCACUUUGCAUAUUUAGCCCUUAUUUGGCCGUAGUUCCUCCCUCAAAAUUUCCUUUGGUCUCAGUUUGGCAGAGCACUUGAUGUGCCUGCUUUGCUUUGAUAUAACUUUGUUUCAAAAUCUCGGAGCUUUCACAAUAUCAAGGACUCCUUAGAACAAAAUCGACCUUUGCUUUUAACAUGGAAGUAAAUUUGUGCAUUGUGAUAUUUUGUGCCUACAGGAACCCACCCAUGUAACAACUCUAUGAUGAUAUGAAAGCCUUUGUGUAUGUAUCAGUGAUAUCUAGGUUGCUUUGUAUCACGUAACCACGUGCAGUGGUGUUCUGGUGUUUGCCAGUCACUGACUUCCCUGAUCUGCAAAGAUGGGAUGUCAGCUUACAACAAUCUGACCACAUCUAUCUUUUGUGCUGAAGAAAUGUGACAUAACAACUGUCAUUCAUAUUGCAGUUUAUUCGACGUUUUUUCUGUUACGCUCAUUUUUAACUUGAGGAUGCAACAUUUUUCAGAAGAUCUGACUUUUUCCAGGCUAUAAAACAUCUAAGUAUGCAAAGACAGUCCUUUCAGCCAUAAAUAUUUAUAUAAUGUUACAGAAGGCAUUAUGCAUUAUCUCCAAAAGAAAAACCUGCACAAAUGCACAUUGUUAGGAGCAUGAGAGGGACAAUGUGUAGGACAGGGAAUGCAAAAUAGAUAAUUGAAGAGGGUUAGUGUCCUCUGCCAUGUGCUUUGUGCCUUUCUUUUUUUUUUUUGAUACCAUAGAUAUCGAUGCAACCAGUGUGUCUUGGCUUAUGGAGCUAGAGUCCAUGAUGUAGGAGACACUCCAAGGCAAUUGAUUUCAGGAAUGAAACGGUGCAGAUCGCAUAAACUUGGCUACUGUGUUUUGGUUAGGUGUAUUGGUACACACAUUUUUCAGUUACUUAUUUCGCACCUAGUACCUGCAAGUAGUCAUUUUAGGUAAACGUUAAGAACAUGAGUGACUUCGUUCAAACUGUCUGUGCUCUCCGCUGGCGGAGUGGACUUGUGUAUUUUGAAUGGCUGGCAGAAUCAAGCGACAAAAGGGGUCUUUCUCCCAAAGUGUAGUUCUCGAUUUUUCUUCAUUUUUUUUUUUUUUUUCAUUUUGUGCUGUAGUUCAGCCGUGCACAAUUUUCCUUUAUAUGCACUAUACUGUGUUAGAUGCUGGAAAUAGCAGGUACACCAAACAGAAGACGAAUGUUUGAAAUGUUUCAGGGUUUGUUUUGGUAGGAGUGCUGUGGAAUUAUCCUUCAUGCACAAAAUAAAGGCAUUGUUUUGAUGAGUUCUUUGGUUAA
This is a messenger RNA of Dermacentor silvarum, 2958 nucleotides long. RefSeq names its product membrane protein FAM174B. The transcript is spliced from 2 exons. Bases 166 to 579 code for a protein of 137 amino acids. The record is from RefSeq and is a predicted model, not a curated record. Lineage: Eukaryota; Metazoa; Arthropoda; Arachnida; Ixodida; Ixodidae.